UUUAUUAUAACCUCAAAAUGUCAGGCGCUGUCAAACAACUGUCACUUCGAUCACAAGCAAAGAAAUAAAAAUUCAUUAAAAAUAGUAUAGUAUACAACAUAAUGAAUGAGUAUCAUGUCCGAAAAAGAGGUUAUAUACAAAACAGCACUUGGAUCUCGAAUACUAAUUUUCGCCAUACAAUACAUCUCCAACGUAGUUGUUCCAGAUCAUGAACCCGACGUUUUUCGUUUUCCUAAAUUAAACGAAUCUGGAAUACUUGACACAUUAAUUGACCACAUUGUUGGCGGCUUUGUAAGAUGGGACGCCCAACAUUUCAUGCAUAUCUCAAGAUAUGGAUACACUUAUGAGCAAAUUUUGGCGUUUUUUCCACUAUGUCCAUACUUAGUAAGAUGUGUUGCCCUAACACUAAGCAAUUUUGUUCCCUCUGUGAAUAUGGACUCAUUAACACUUGUAGUGUUCCUAUGUGUUAACACAUUUUGUUUUAUUCAGUCAGCGUUAUGUUUGUAUGAAUUAUCACUUCAUUUUGUAAAUAAGAAGUUAGCAUAUGCAGCGUCAAUUCUCUUUUGCUUUAACCCAGCGUCUGUAUUUUUUUCCGCGCCAUACACAGAGUGCCUGUUCAGUUAUUUAACUUUCAGAUCUAUGCUAAAUUGUGUACUGUUGUAUAAAAAAUAUUGUGAUAUUCAUAGCCAUUUGCAAGUCAGAGAUGUUGCAUAUAUUCUUCCCAUUUGUCUAAGCACAGUGACAAGGUCAAAUGGUGUCUUAAACAUUGGCUUCCUCAUGUAUGUCAUAAUUUGCCUAUACUUGGAAAAAGUAAAAUUGAAAAAGCAAAUAUUUGACAAACUAUUACACACUUGUAAGUUUAUAACUUUGGCGAUUAUUCUUGGGUGCCUUUGUAUUUUACCAUUUAUUUUAUUCCAAGUGUAUGGGUUUCAAAUGUAUUGUACAGACUUUAUAAGUGAGUUACCACCAACAGUAUUACAGCACAAAGAUAUAGAAAAAUUUGUACUACCAGGUAGUUUUUCAAAACACCAGCAAGCUUGGUGCUUUAACAAACUACCAUUGUCAUAUUCAUACAUUCAAUCUUACUACUGGAAAGUAGGGUUUUUGCAAUACUACGAGUUAAGACAAGUUCCAAACUUCGUCUUAGCUUUUCCGAUCGUUUUUAUUUUGUUAGAGGGCGCAUUUCAAUUUUUAAAAAAAGUUCCUAGAGAUAUCGUUAAAAUAUUCAAUUUUAACUUAUUGCAGCACACUUUCAAACGUAAAUCUAAAUUAAAUCCAGCCAUGAACGUGUUCAUAAUUCAUGCAACAGCACUGACUUUAUUUUGUGUUACGAAUAUUCACGUGCAAGUGACCACACGAAUGUUGUGUUCGGCGAGUCCUGUGUUAUACUGGUUUUGUGCCUGUCAUGUUUGUGAUCUCUCUAAAGAGACUUUAUUUAAGGAAAUUAUAUAUAUACGCUAUUACAAAAGAGAGCAUUUAAUAAUAGUUUACUUUUUAAGUUAUUUUGUUAUAGGGACAGUACUGUUUUGUAAUUACUUACCUUGGACUUGACAAAUAUAUUUUUUCAAAUUU
Molecule: messenger RNA, 1572 nt
Organism: Zophobas morio
Lineage: Eukaryota; Metazoa; Arthropoda; Insecta; Coleoptera; Tenebrionidae
Gene: PIG-V
Product: GPI mannosyltransferase 2
Exons: 2
Coding region: 106-1551 (481 amino acids)
Biological process (GO): GPI anchor biosynthetic process
Cellular component (GO): endoplasmic reticulum membrane; mannosyltransferase complex
Molecular function (GO): GPI mannosyltransferase activity; alpha-1,6-mannosyltransferase activity
Source: RefSeq, a predicted model, not a curated record